GGUACUUCUUGGCGUUACUGUGGUUACGUUUCUAGAUGAAUUUGCAAUCAAAUGUAGCUCUUUGCAGCUGAUUGAAAGUGGACGUGAAAGGGAGGGCGAGCUAUAGUGGUGCGGAGAAGUUAUCGAAAGUAAAUUAUUUCGCCAUGGCCAGCCCUUCUCCAGCGAAUCCUUUAGGAUAUCUUGUCAGGAGACAGUAUAAUGAGCGACUUCAUAUCAAUAAGCAGUUGUUGCGAGAAAGGCUGUAUUCAGCACGUAAUUUAUAUAGGAAGGAUCUACUAGCACACUAUGGUUGUGUAAACGCCAUCGAGUUUUCAAAUAAAGGGGAGCUUUUAGCAUCCGGUGGUGAUGACAGGCGAGUGCUGAUAUGGAAUGUUGAACAGGCAGUUCAUGGUGUUAGUAAACCUGCUGCUAUGCGAGCCCAACACAUCAGUAACAUAUUCUGCCUUGGUUUCGAUAGUACGAACAGUAAAGUGUUUUCAGCAGGCAAUGAUGACCAAGUGAUUGUUCACGAUGUGAAAACUGGAGAUCCUCUUGAAUAUUUUCUGCAUGAACAGCCAGUUUAUGGUCUUUCUAUAGAUCCAAUAAACGAUAAUGUAUUCGCCAGUGCCUGUGAUGAUGGAAGGAUCCUUAUUUAUGACAUUCGUUCGCCGCCGGGCACAGAAACAUUUUGCCUUGCCAGUUAUACCUCAGCAUUUCAUGCAGUAAUGUUCAAUCCUGUGGAAUCCAGAAUACUCACGACAGCCAAUUCUAAGGAAGGAGUUUGUCUUUGGGAUGUGAGAAAACCUCUCCAGGCUGUGAUGCGUUAUGGUGGUCAGAACGUUUCCCAGAGUUGCAUGAGUGUUCGUUUCAAUCAGCGUGGUACUCAGAUUCUUGCGCUUCGCCGCCGUCUGCCACCAGUACUGUACGCUGUACAUUCUCCUACACAUAUCUGCCAGUUCGAUCAUGCUGGGUAUUACAACUCGUGCACCAUGAAGAGCUGCUGCUUUGCAGGAGAAGAUGACCAGUAUGUGUUGUCCGGCUCUGAUGAUUUUAAUCUCUACAUGUGGCAGAUACCUCCAUCUGAAACUCAGUGGAUUGGUUCAGCACAUAUGAUACUCAGAGGACAUCGAUCAAUUGUUAAUCAAGUACGCUUCAAUCCUUCAAAUUACAUAAUUGCAUCUUCAGGAGUGGAGAAACUAAUAAAGUUUUGGAGUCCAUUCCCACUACCAGAAUCAACAGGAAGUCUUUUAGAUGAAAGUGAACCAACUGACAAGCAACGGAAAGUUUUUACCCAUGAAGAAUACAUAAGUUUGGUGCUCAGGAGUGGCCAGUUCAUGUCCCAUGACUAUAGUCACCAGUCUACGAAAGAAGAUCCUCGUAUGAUGGCCUUCUUUGAUUCCUUGGUUCAGCGGGAAAUUGAAGGCUGGAGUUCAGAUGAGAGUGUGAGCUCAGAGGUUUCUGCCACUCAUUAUGCAGAAACUGUUCAGGAUGCUUUGCCUUCACCUUCCUCUGAUUCGGAGUCUGUGCAUUCAGAUUCUCAAGCGACCGACUUGCAAGCCUUGGCUGCAGCAUAUGUGGAGGCAUUGGAAGGACAAGUUAAUAAUGCACCUGACCAAAAUGUUGCCGAUGCCGACCGAUCCCAGCCAGUGGAAGCACAGAAUAGGAUCUCCCAAUUAAUUGCAAGAAAACGUGCCCAGUUGAUGCGGUUGGCUCGGACCCGCUCUCAAGUUGACGACCUGCCAGAGGCUACACGGUCAACAAAUAAGAAAUAUAAGGCAAGAAUGUUGAUGCUUGGUGCAGGACACAUCACUGAUAGUAGUGAAAGUGGGCGAGAUGUUACAGUAAAUAAAGAAGACACUGCAGAUUCUGAAGAUGAUGUGGUAAAUAAUAGAGCAAAGAAAAGGUUAAGUGGUGUUGUAAAGAAAGAAAGUGUGACUGGAUAUCAAAAUGGUAAGACAAGUGCUUCUUCAUCCAAAACUUCAAAGAAAUCUGAGACAAAAUCGUGCAAUGAAAACAGGAAACGAAGGCUAAAGUAUAUGUUGGCUUUCAGUGAGAGUUCUGAUGAAGAAGUGGGCUGGAAACCUUCCCACAAAAGAAAAAAGUUAUGGAAUGAAGCCAAGAGUUCAGGAGCAAAAAGCAGUGAUACAGAUGGUGUGGGCACUUCUGAAGUGAGUGGUGAUGAAAUUCAAAGCGAAUCAGAUCCUCAGUUGAAUGGUGGUAAUGAAAAUAGCCAGAGCAAAUUUUCCAAGAAGGUAAAAAGGUUACGGAAGCGCAGAGGGAAGCUAAGUGAGUCAGAAAAUGGCACAGUUUUGGAGGGUAGUGACUCAGACACCAGUAGUGACUCUGUGUGGUAUGUAUCUAAGACGUUUGAAACAAGGAACUCUUCAUUUCAUGACCGACCCUCACAGUUGAGCACUAUAAGUAAACCAGUCAGAAAUAAUACUGUUCGGAAAUGGAAUGGGAAACAGAAAUGUGAUGGUCACAAAAAGAUACUGAUAGAAACAUCUUCUGAUUCAUCUGAUAAUGAUCAAGGAAAUUUCAGUCAUAAGAUUCCCCUGAGAAAUAAAGACAAUAAAGUUCCUAACCCUGCAAAUCCAGAGGCCUUAGCUAAGCUCAAAGUAUCAUAUGCUCGAAGUUUUAAUUGCAAUAAGAAUGUAAUAAAAGAUAAGUGUGAUAGUAGUGCCAGUAACAACAAUAAUAACAAUAGGGGAUCUGUGAUCUUGCCUAGCCUUCCCAGUCCAUCAUCUUCCAGUAUCGAGCAGCAUAACAGGUCUCCACUUGACAUGGAAACUCCAGACAGUGGCAUCGUUAUGGCACCAUGCAGUAGUACCGGCAGUCUAGAGUCGAGCUCUGCGUUCAGUUCUCGGCCUGGCAGCAGCAGUGGGAGUCUUCGUGUGGAGUCCAACAGUUCUCGCGUUAUAGCAACUGACAACGAUGGGUCUGAUGACCCUGACUGGAUGAUCUUUAAGCGAUUCAAAAGUCGGCUUGAUAGAGCCCGUAGAAAUUACAGAAAUCAUAUUGGCGAUUCAGAUUCUAACUGAAUUUGUAACAUUAUUUUGUGAUCAUAGAUUCAUACUAUUCCUAGCCUUCAGUAGCAUAUUCGGAAGAUUGAAAGUGAUGGUGAUCUAUAGGCAGACUGCAGAAAAGGAUGCAGUCCGAUUUAGUAGAGCCGUGUGAAGUAAGGAUUGCAAAGUGAAGUGAGGAUGAAUAGCAUUAGUGUUGUUUUUUUUUAACAUCUCAUAGUAAGUUUGUUGUUUUGUACUGUAUACAUUCAUUCUAGAUUUGCUGUUUAUGAUUUGCCAUAGUGACUGAUCACGUGUAAAAUGUUAGUAGUAGUCUGUAUAAGUUUUCUUCAUAUGUAUGUGUUAUCAGCAUGUACAAGUCUUCAUAUGCUACUUUCCAUAAUUCAUUGUUUUUAAGUUAUGCUUUUGAAAUGGGCCUAUAUUUUUUUUGCAAUGCCUCAGUUUUGGUGUCAUUGGGUUGUAACUGUUCUGACAGGGGUACAGUACCCAUUAUUUCUUCCAAGCAUUCAGAAACCCUGCUAAUUAGGAGUUUUGAGUAACCAUGAUAUACCUCAAUAUUGGCAAACGUGCUGUGAGUCGAUAUUAUUUCUUCUCUGUAGAUGCUUCUGAUUAGUUUGCCACAUGUUUUACUGGUCAUACUAAACUUCAUUAACUACAGAUGUAUACAUGUAAAUGAAUGUAGUUGAACGGAAGCAUUAAUGCUUAUGGUGUAUAUAUGACAUUUAUUUUUUGUCUUCCAUUUUCAAUGAGUUGGAGUAUGUUUGGUAAGUAAUGCAGAACUUCCAAUAUUUCUUGUGUACAUAUACUAUUAUCAUUAAUUUUGUAGUAUAACUUAUAGUUACAGUUUGUUGUUAUAUACUAUAUUAUUAACAAGUGGACAUAAUAGUAUGUAAUUUUACUUGUAACAGUAGAUUGAGCAAUUCAUUUGCACACUUGUGUGGCAACGUUAAAGUCUAGUCAGUUGGCUGUUUCUCUACAAGAUUUGAGAAUAGCAAUACACCUGAAAGAAGAAAUGUUUCUGGGUAAUUAUGUAUUCUUACAUUUCACUUAUUGCAGAUUAACUGCUUUCUGAACAGGAUGCAAAACACAUAUAAAGAUCAUAAAUUUUUGUUUUGUUUUUCAUUAUGUUCAAAAAAUAUUGUGUAUUAUAUUUUGUAACAAAUGCAUGGCCAUCAUUUAUGUAAGUAAUGAACAAAUGCUUAGCAAGGUAUCAUCAAUGCGACACUAUCUUCAUUGAUAUAUAAUAGUUUGAACCAGAUAUUUGUUGAUCUUCCAGUCUAUAUGCAAAAUGAUGAUCUAUUUUUUAGAAAGAUAAUUGAUUUAUUGAAGCAUAUCAUAUUUAUAGGGAGACCAGAAUUACCAUGAUCACAGUUAAGAUUGACUGAUUGUAAAAUUGGAAGAUUCAAAUAUAAUUUUAUGUACCCACAUUGAUGUGUUAGUGCUGUAUUGAAAACUAUUGUGACUGUCAUUAUAAAAAAACAUGUCAGACUCCCAGUUGUCCAGUGCACAGAGUGAAACAAUCAUACAUAUACAUACGGGAGAAACUGGUUCAUGGCCAUGACAAUGGCACUUUAUUUAUUACUGAAACUCCUAACAGCCCCUUGUCAGCAUGUUUUAUUUGAUCAAAUAUCUGUAUAAUAAUCUAGGGAAGCCUUUUGCUUUGUUACAGGCUUUAAUUUGAAUUAGAAACUGAUUUGUCUAAUUGUCUAGAGAAGCCAUUUUCUGUUUACAUGCUUUUGUUUGAAUGAGAAAGCAUUUGUCUAAUAAUCUAGACAGCCAAUUUUCUGUGUUACAUUCUCUUAUUUUAACUAGAAAAUAUAUUUGUCUAGUCAUCUAGAAAAGCCAUUUUUUAGUGUUUCAGCCAUUUGUUUGAGCUAUAAAACAUCUUUUUCAUUAAGUAGAGAGACCAUAUUCUGUGUUUCAAGCUCUUAUUUGAACUUGAGAAGAUUUUCUGAUCAUCCAGCGAAGCUAUCUUAUGCUAUUGGCAUGUUAAUCAUGUCGGUACAACACCAACAUGUUUAUUUUCAGUCCAUUAUAUGAGAUUGAAGUUGUCAUGGCAGUGAGUAUUUAAAUUAUGGUUGUCUGGGAUGUAAUGCUGUCUAAACAAGAUACACAAAAUGUAUACAAAAGUAUGCAGUCUACAGAACAAUAUUCUGUAUUUAAAACAAAGGAGUCGCUAUCGUAUCAACAUGUUUUUAUUGACAACAUAUUUUGACCCUUUACUGGAUCAUCACCAAGUGUACAAUGAUACCAGAUUCAGUUGUUGAAUUGCAUCUAAUUCUUCAAUAAGGAUCCUUAUUGUGCUCUUGAGUGUUU
This is a messenger RNA of Cryptotermes secundus, 5318 nucleotides long. Its product is annotated as DDB1- and CUL4-associated factor 5. Gene Ontology annotation, cellular component: cytoplasm; Cul4-RING E3 ubiquitin ligase complex. Lineage: Eukaryota; Metazoa; Arthropoda; Insecta; Blattodea; Kalotermitidae. The record is from RefSeq and is a predicted model, not a curated record. Gene Ontology annotation, biological process: negative regulation of fatty acid biosynthetic process. Gene Ontology annotation, molecular function: protein binding. Bases 144 to 3020 code for a protein of 958 amino acids. The transcript is spliced from 10 exons.